This is a messenger RNA of Chelonoidis abingdonii (Abingdon island giant tortoise), 2837 nucleotides long. RefSeq names its product proline rich and Gla domain 4 (gene PRRG4). Lineage: Eukaryota; Metazoa; Chordata; Testudines; Testudinidae. The record is from RefSeq and is a predicted model, not a curated record. Gene Ontology annotation, molecular function: calcium ion binding. Gene Ontology annotation, cellular component: extracellular region; plasma membrane.
UGGCCCGCACCCCUCAGCCCGGAGUCCGGGCGCUGGAGCUCGGACGGAGCAGAUACUAGACUAUGUCUGUGGUUUUGGUACUGCUGUGUCAGCUGCCAAUAAUGUUUGCAUUUCCUCAUUGCAUAAGAAGAUUAAAGGAUUCAAAGCAUACAGGGAAAGAAGUGUUUACAUCGGAAAAAGAAGCCAAUUUGUUCAUUGGACGACAUCUUCUGUAUAACAGAUUUGAUUUUGAAGUAUUUACUCCUGGUAAUCUAGAAAGAGAAUGCUAUGAGGAGCAGUGUAAUUAUGAAGAGGCAAGAGAAAUUUUUGAAGACCCUGAUAAAACGAUGACUUUUUGGAAAGAAUAUUCCAUUAAAGGACCCAGCACAAAAUUUGGUGGUGAAGCUACACAAAAAAUUGAUGUUACAGGACUUCUGACUGGCCUAGUUGCUACUGGAGUUCUGUUGGUUUUAACUGGAUUACUUAUUUAUUAUUUCUGGAAAAACAGAUGCAAAGCAAGACAACCACCUGGGUACUCAGACAGUGUGAGAAGUAGAAGACAUUCAUCUAUCAUCUUUAGAAGACAUGAAGAGGUUUCUUUAAACCCACUCCCUCUAAGAACAGGUGAUGAGUCAGGACUGCCAACUUAUGAAGAAGCUGUGACAUUAGGUGGAAAAUAUGAUGUCCCACCACCACCAUAUCCGGGGCCUGCAAAAGGGUUUAAGAUGUUUAAAAAGUCUAUGUCACUUCCUGCCACAUCGUCUCAAACUUGACUUUGGAGGAGUGGGGAAUUAAUCUUUAUUGGAAGAUGUACAUUUGAAAAGGGGCAGUACCUUGCAGGACAUUUUUCACAAAUGUGAAAGACUUACAGCUCUUCAGCACAGCUAGGAGCAAGUGAAUUAUUUCAUAAUGGAAAUGAAAUUAUUGUUUUGCAAAAGUUUGAUGUCUUUUUCCAGCAUGAAACUUGUUUAUACAGGUUUUUGGUGCUAGAGCUGAACCAUGCAUAAAGAUACUAAUCUUUGAGCUCCCAUGCAUUUUGAGCCAAGUAUCAAACUACUGUUAUUCCUUUACUAGUUUUAUUUACUGUUUAUUCAGAAAGAAAAAUAUUUUUAAUAUUAAAAUCUGACUUAACACUAACCAUUUUUUAAAUUAAAACUUUAAACCACUGUGAAUAUAUUAAGCAUUGAAUAACUAACAAAAUAGAUACCUCAUUUGGUUGCUAGGUGGGUUUUGUACUGGUUCUAGAAGUAGUAAUGGGCUGUAUUGAUGAAAGCUAGUUAAUCUGUCAAGCUUGUAUAGUGUUAUGGUUUCUGUAUUAAUUUGUCUAAUUUUAAACAUUAACUGGGCAAUAUGAGACAAUACUGCAAUAAUGUAGAUUUUACAUGGCAGGAAGCCAUGCUUAGGAGGACAGAGGAUAUUCUCUAUAUGAAAAUCAUAGUUGGGGUUAUCUAAAAUAACGACUACAUGUAUUCUUCUCAACUUCGUCACCUAUUUACUGCUCUCUGUUGCAGAACAGUAGUUAUUGCUAGGCAAGUCAGACAGAUGUCUUUCCCUAGAUUCCAUUAACAACCCACCCAUAGCAAUGGCUAGUUGGUAACUAGUAGGAUUAUUUCUCUCCUUCCACAUCUCCACCUUAAUAUACAAAGUGUGAAUUUUCAAAGCAUUGUCUGGGGAAGCAACUUCUCCUUGAACACAACUUCCAUUGACUACCUUAGUCUUGGAGGCUUAAAGUCAAGACUUCUGGCUGAUAAAAUGAGUCCAAAAGUUGUUCCUGCAUGCUUAUACAGGUCAUUUACAUUGCCCUGCUGGAAUGUUGAGAUUUUAGAAAUCUCUCAUCCAUAGAAUGUCUAGUAAUCAGAAGACAAUGGACAAGAUUUUCAAAAGUGAGUGACUAAUGACUUUGUUUACCUUCAUUUCUGGAGCUCCAGUGGGAGACACUUUUAAAAUUGGAACUCUUUAACGUAUCACCAGUUGGACAUUCAGAAGCUGAGUCGCUUUUGAAAAUCUUGGCCAAUGGUUCAAUAGCAGCAAAUUAAAUUUCAACUUGUAUUUAAAAUGGUUCAGUUGUAUUCAGUCACUGUUUACAUUUACAGGUUGAAUGUUUACUUGUAACAAUUUUUUUUGACAGAGAAGUUCAGUGAGAAACUAAUAAUGACUCCAUAUCACUGUCUUAAAUCUAAAAAUCUCUCAUCUAAAGAGAAAUUGCUGGAAUACUUGAAAGAUAUAGGGUGCACUCAGAGUACUACAUAAGGCCAAUCUUGCCUAUAAGUAACUCGCAUUGACUUAAGUGGAUGGAUAAUUAUUUUCUUGUUACUGACUGACAGGAUUGGGAGUCAAAUUGGUUUCUCUUCUGUCUCUGUCAGACUUGCUUAUAGCUGAUGGCAAGUCACUUAACCUCUCUGUGCCUUACCCAUUUUACAGAUUGAAAAGUAUAAUACCUACCUCAGAGUACUGUGAUGUUUAAGUCAUUGCCAUUCAUACUUUGAGUGCUCUGAGAUUCUUGGCUGAAGAGUGCCAUGGAUAAUUUUUAACUGCUGAAGCCUUAAAGAUUGUGUCCAAUCUACUUCAAAGACUGCAUCUCAACUGAUCAGCUGAUAUAUGAAGUGUGAGCCAAGAGUCUCAUGGCUUAAUCACAAGGAGAGUGGAAACCACACAUCGUGAGUGAGAGGUGCUUGACCAUCGCAUUAACUUGUCAUCUGUAUACCCCAAGUCUGUUAACCUUCUACUCGCUUUGCAAGGCUCAUUUGCUCUCCCAGGCUUUUGCUGGGUGAAGAGAGAUUCGUAAUUGGAUCGGAGAGAUUUGAAGGGGAAAGGUCUAGAGAGGUUUGGGUCAUUGGUCUCAAUUAUUGUAUCUUGUA